CGUGUAGCCGGACAUGGAGAUGGAUACUUUUAUUGCGUGGCCCUUGAUCAUCUUGACACAAGUCCGCACAGUACAGGUACACAGUAACGCGGGCAUGGGCACAGGCUGGGACAGGUCAGGGAUCAAGGUACAGAUGGAAUUCGUGCCAGCCCAGCCGUCAGCCCAGGUCUGCUUGCUCGUGGCCGCGUCCUGCUUCCGUGUCGCUGGCGUGUCGGUUUUGACUUUGGCGCCGUCCUUCUAG
Molecule: messenger RNA, 241 nt
Organism: Gaeumannomyces tritici R3-111a-1
Lineage: Eukaryota; Fungi; Ascomycota; Sordariomycetes; Magnaporthales; Magnaporthaceae
Exons: 2
Coding region: 14-241 (75 amino acids)
Source: RefSeq, a predicted model, not a curated record